CGCCCUGUUCGCAAGCCAGCGGUUUCACGACUCGGCUUGCCAAUGCGCUGAAACGUUGGCAUCCUCGGCUUCCUUUUUGGCUGCCGCGCACGCCAUGAGCCUCUUUAUUCUCGCAUAACCGCUGCUGUCGUACCGUAACUAGACCUGCUACCGUCUUCCCGCGGGAGGACCGUUGAUCAGAUUCAUGAUGUCGUCGGCUUCUACAGCUACUCCGGCUAAGCAUGCCUUUGAGAGGCGUGUUGAGGGGGUCAAGUCUCCCAAAAACGAUAUUAAUGCCUUGAUUUUGGACUAUUUGACCAUGGAGGGCUACCCGAAUGCGGCCGCAAGAUUCUCGAAAGAGGCAAAAUUGCAGCCACAGCAGGAUACCUCGGCUAUCCGAGCACGGCAGCAGAUCCAGAACUGCAUUCAUAGUGGAAACAUUCAGACUGCUAUCGAGACUUUAAAUGAGCUUGAUCCUGAGAUCUUGGAUAAAGACAAAGCUUUGCGCUUUUCUCUACUGCGUCUCCAGCUUGUCGAGUUAAUCCGAGUUUGCAAUGCAUCAGGAGGAGAUAUUGGCCCUGCUCUGAAGUUUGCUACAGAACAACUCGGCCCGCCGGCCUCCACUAACCCUGCCUUUUUAGAGGAUCUUGAAACAACAAUGGCGCUGCUGUUGUUUAAUUCAGAUUCCUUAGAGCCGCAACUCGCUGCUCUUCUCGAUCCUAGCCUGCGUCGUGAUGCCGCAGAUAGAGUGAAUAGGGCCAUCUUGGAAAGGCAAUCAACUAGACGCGAAGCUGCUAUCCGCCAGCUUGUAAAAAUGCGAGCCUGGGCAGAGGGUGCGGCGAGAGAGAAGGGGGGCGGCCUUCCAGAGCGUCUUGAUCUCGGAUUGGGAGGUGACGAGUCGCAAAGCCAAACAUGGCGAGGAUCUGGUUCUGAAAAUGGACAUGAAUCCAUGAUGACGACUUGAACAAUUCCAUCACAUUCAUAAAUAUGGCGAUUCCUUUUAUACUGCGGAUUAUAAUACCAUAAUGAUGAUUAAUACAAAUGAUAUGAUUUUCUCUCUCUCGAAUAACUUGAGAUAGGGUAAAGCAGUCCUAGAAUGUG
Molecule: messenger RNA, 1080 nt
Organism: Trichoderma asperellum CBS 433.97
Lineage: Eukaryota; Fungi; Ascomycota; Sordariomycetes; Hypocreales; Hypocreaceae
Biological process (GO): proteasome-mediated ubiquitin-dependent protein catabolic process
Cellular component (GO): cytoplasm; nucleus
Molecular function (GO): protein binding
Source: RefSeq, a predicted model, not a curated record